AUGGGGCAAGAGCGCAAGCCAUAUGUAUCAUUGGAAACAUUUCUUCAGCAUAUCGGAUACUUGGAAAAUGGCCUUGCACAACUGCGUUCUUCAACCUUGUACAAAGGCUAUAAAGCCAAGCUUGCUGCUCGCGAGACGGCACGCCAACGCCUUGUGGUGACUGCGUGGGAAAUUGAAGAAUCAGAGCGCUUCACUGCAUUCCUUGAUGCCCUGCAUAGCGAGAAUGAAGAACGACUUGGAUUUGCAGACGAGGAGUUGCAGAACUUUAGGAGGAUUUUUUCUGAGCGUGACCGCACAGAAGUUGACGAUGAUAGAGAUUACCUUCAAGCCAUCUAUGAAGAUGAAUGCGAAAUCCUUCGUGUUACCUCAGCCCAAGCUGAACAGAUCUCAAAGAUCUUAGGUUCACGAACCAAAGACGCAUUCUUACAAUCCGGACCUGCGGACUCGCAAUCCCGGUUCCCCAGUCUUGAGAUUCAUGACGAUGAUGAUAUUGUUCUAGACGAUUCUUCGGACCUGGAUUCCGAAGAAGAGUGUCUUGGGGCACCGGUGGGGGCUGGUGAAGCGUCUGAUGAUGUGACUAGUAGUACCACCAUCUGCAUGCCCUUCCAAUCGCGUAGAAUGCUAUGCGGAUAUUUACCUGUACCCUGCGCCCUUAUUGCGCCCUUACUACUGGAGUCCUCCCUGCGUAUGCCUGUAAAACGUGCUAAAGGUAAAACAACGAUACCAAAACCCACUUGCGGGUCUGGUCUGAAUCCCUCACACGUCCCAGCGGACACUCAGAUGUGUCUCAGCGACGAACAACCCCAUGAACCAAUGGCAAACGUUUUCAAUCCACACGACGGGUUCAGCUCAAGCACUCGUUACGACAACUACAAUUCCUUCAGUGCACAUGCUCCCAGUGGUUAUGUGCCGUCGUUCCACCCUGCUCACACCUAUGACACUCACACAGGUCCGUCAGGCGCUCACGUUGCAUCAUCAAGUACUCGCCCUCAGGCUGAUGCAUCUUUAAGCGCUCCCGCUGAGUCAUCGAGCGCUCAUACUAAUCCGUUAUCAAGCGCUCACACUCAUCCAUCAUCAAGCGCUCACACUCAUCCAUCAUCGGGCACUGACAUGGAUUACACAUUCCCUAACCCCGAUUAUAACAUGUACAACGAUUCAGUACCUAGAACUGACCCUGCCUAUCAAUCAAACCCCAAUAACGACAUUCCACCGUAUGAGCCGCCGGUGUUCGAUUAUGAGAGUUAUAGAUCGUUUGAUGGCUCAUACAGUCCCAGGCGUCUCGAGCAUCUUUCCGAUUUCGACAACAUGCAAGCACCUAACCCACACCACAUACAAAUUCCUCAACUAUUCGACCACAAUGAAGAGGAACCAUUGGAGCCUCGAGAUGCUCUUGUCCCCGUCGCAACGGGUGAGAUACCGCGCUCACAAGUUAUACACACAACGGGACCCGCGCGAUCGUCCAACAGACGACGACGUACUCGACAAUUACCUGGAACACCACAAUUUACUCACGAGAGCCCUGUUGUUCCUGCAACAACACAGGCUGAUGUCACUGCAACAAUGCACGCAACUCCGAGCCAUGCAGGAGCCUCGGGCGACAACCAUUAUUUCCAGGUUACAGGACCCAUCCGUGAUCAAAUCUUCAAACGCUCCAAAGAACUUGUCGUGGGCAUCGCCCUCACAAAGGACGCGAUGGCCUCGUCUACGGCCGACAAGAAACGUAUUAUCAAGUCUAUCAUUCGAAAGGCGACACCCAAGAUUCCAGGGCUUAAUGGAAUACCGCGCUGGGAGAAUCAAACCAAGGACCUUGCAACAAUCUGGCGAGCGGUAAUUGUCAUGCGCACGGCGGUUACGACCCUCACUCGAGAAGGCGUCGUAAUGGCCUAUGGACUUUUCCCUCCGCAGGGCAGUCCAAUCUCCCCCGAGACCUUCCGCAUGGAUCGUGUGAGACACCUCAUUCGAAACAACGUGUUCAUGCACGAUUACUCAUUUAAUGUGGACGGGACGCUGACAAUUCACUCGAAGUUCAAAAAUCACUUCAUUCUUCACCUUGUCACGCGAAUGGUAUGGAAUAUGCGCUUUCAACUCGACGUUUUGCUCGUCUCGCCACGCAGACAGCUGCACUUCGCAAUGGGACUGGCCGGCGCAAUAACAAAACGUGUGCUGGCGGAACAAGCACACCUGAUACUCACUGCACCUAAGUCGUCCCCAGACGCAGAUGCUUUUACCUUCGAAAUGAUCUGUUCGGGCAUGGAUGAUCUCACUGAUGAGGAGAAAGCUGACUUGGACGGGUGGAAAGACCAUAUGGUCAUUUGUGGGACGUCUCAACAGCGCAGGAAUGAGCUCUCCGAUUUCGACUUGGACUCAAACUCAGACUCGGAUAUCGCGUGA
Suillus fuscotomentosus is the source of this 2391-nucleotide messenger RNA. RefSeq lists its product as uncharacterized. The coding region runs from base 1 to 2391 and encodes 796 amino acids. NCBI's taxonomy places the organism in Eukaryota, Fungi, Basidiomycota, Agaricomycetes, Boletales, Suillaceae. The record is from RefSeq and is a predicted model, not a curated record. The transcript has 9 exons.